CCGCGGGGGCCACUAAGGGAGCAGCGUCGGCUUCAAAGGUUGUGACUGCAGAAUGUGCUCCUCCCCCUGGAACCAAGUGGAACCAUUUUGAACUCUCCGGUACCUUUGGGACAUUGGGCACAGAAUGCCGGGGAGCAAUUCCCUAGAGGACGACCCCUUUGACUUCCUGUUUAAGAUCAUCCUCAUUGGGGACUCCAACGUGGGGAAGACUUGCGUGGUGCACAGGUUCCAGUCGGGGGUCUUCGCUCAUAAUCAGCAGAACACGAUCGGGGUGGAUUUCACCGUCAGGAACAUGAACAUUAAUGGGAAGAAGGUGAAGGUGCAAGUGUGGGACACUGCCGGGCAGGAAAGGUUCCGCACCAUCACCCAGAGCUAUUACCGUAGCGCCCACGGCGCCAUCAUCGCCUACGACAUCACCCGCCGCCAGUCCUUCGAGUCGGUGCCGCACUGGAUUUACGAAGCUGAAAAAUACGGCGCCGCCAACCUAAUGAUGAUGCUGAUUGGGAAUAAAUCGGACCUGGCGGAGAAGAGGCAGAUCCUGUUCGAGGAGGCUUGCACUCUAGCGGAGAAGCACGGGCUGCUGGCGGUGCUGGAGACCUCGGCCAAGGAGUCCCACAACGUGGACGAGGUGUUUCUCCUGAUGGCCAAAGAGCUCAUCGCCCGCAACACCUUCCACUACCACAGCGAGAGCCCCCGCAACAGCUUCAUGCUGGAUUCCAAGCCCGUCCUCGCCCCCCCGGAGCCGGACAAGAACUGCCUGUGUUAGUAAAUCCGGCCGGGGGCGGCCCUCCUGCUGCUCCGCCUCUUAAUCCCAUGGAGUAAAGGGCAAGUUGCACAGCAACCGGACUACUUUUUCUAAAUACGUACCUGCAUCGAGCUCACCCAGGGACCUGAGUGUUUAUACGAGACGGACAUUAAGGAGUUAACCUUCAGUAUGAUGUAGAGAGUGAUAUUCUGAGACAUUUUGCAGUUGGUCUUCAUUUUUUAUUAUUUGUAGUUUUUUAGUUAUUUCAUUUUCAGUUCAGCAGCUCUUUGGUUGCUAAGGUCCAAGUUACCUUAGCAACCAGGGAGUGGUUUGGAGGAGAGGCUGGUAUAUGAAUAAGGGAGGGGCUGAAUAGAAAGAUAAGGAAUAAAAAGUAACAAUAACAAUAAAACUGGAGCCUCACAGAGCAAUAGGUUUUUGGUUGCUAGGGUCCAAGUUACCUUAGCAACCAGGCAGUGGUUUGGAUGAGAGACAGGAAUAUGAAUAGGGGAGGGGCUGAAUAGAAA
Xenopus tropicalis (tropical clawed frog) is the source of this 1269-nucleotide messenger RNA. It is a transcript of the gene rab19, whose product is annotated as RAB19, member RAS oncogene family. The record is from RefSeq and is marked provisional. Lineage: Eukaryota; Metazoa; Chordata; Amphibia; Anura; Pipidae. Gene Ontology annotation, cellular component: plasma membrane. Gene Ontology annotation, molecular function: GTP binding; G protein activity; GTPase activity.